CUCCACCCCACCUUUUCACUUCCAUCCAUCCUCUCUCCUCAAUCCUCACCUGCAACAUGAAGCUUCCUUCAAUGGCCACACUCCUCCUCUUCACCCUCUUCACCAUCUCCACCGUCUCCUCCGCCGUCGACAUGUCCAUCAUCCGUUACGACACCACCAACUGGCGCACUGACGAAGAAGUCAACGCUCUCUACGAGUCAUGGCUCGUGAAACAUGGGAAAACGUACAACGCUAUUGGAGAAAAAGACAAGAGGUUUGAGAUCUUUAAAGAUAACCUCCGUUUCAUCGAUGAACAUAAUUCUGGUGACCACUCCUAUAAGCUUGGACUCAACAAGUUUGCCGAUCUGACUAACGAAGAGUACCGUGCAACUUAUACUGGUGUCAAGAUUGUUGACAGUAAGAAGAAGUUGAACUCGGUUAAGAGUGAUCGGUAUGCUUUUCGGUUAGGUGAUUCCUUGCCGGAAUCAGUAGAUUGGAGAGAAUCUGGUGCUGUCACACAAGUCAAAGAUCAAGGAAGUUGUGGAAGUUGUUGGGCAUUUUCUGCCACGGGAUCGGUGGAAGGGAUCAACAAGAUCGUGACGGGUGAUCUGAUCUCAGUUUCUGAACAGGAGCUUGUUGAUUGUGAUACAUCCUACAAUGAAGGAUGUAAUGGUGGUCUUAUGGAUUACGCUUUUGAAUUUAUUAUAAAGAAUGGUGGGAUUGAUACCGAACAAGACUAUCCUUACACUGGUAGAGAUGGUAGAUGUGACGCUAACAAGAAAAACGCAAAGGUUGUUACCAUUGAUGGUUAUGAAGAUGUACCGGUUAAUGAUGAAUCGUCGCUCAAAAAGGCUGUUGUGAACCAACCUAUAGCGGUUGCUAUUGAAGCCGGUGGCAGGGAUUUCCAGUUUUACACUUCGGGUAUCUUCACUGGUUCAUGUGGAACAGCUUUGGAUCAUGGUGUGCUAGCUGUCGGGUACGGGACUGAAAAUGGUAAAGAUUAUUGGAUAGUGAAGAACUCAUGGGGUGCGGAAUGGGGAGAAUCUGGUUACUUGAAGAUGGAAAGAAACAUUAAGGACAAAACAGGAUUAUGCGGUAUUGCAAUGGAGGCAUCAUACCCCAUCAAGACCGGUGAUAACCCACCAAACCCUGGCCCAACUCCACCAUCUCCGGCUGCACCCGAAGUGGUAUGUGAUGCAUACAGCACGUGCCCUGAAAGCACAACCUGCUGCUGCAUUUAUGAGUACUAUGGCUACUGUUUCGCUUGGGGUUGCUGUCCGUUAGAGGGUGCGUCUUGCUGCGACGAUCACUACAGUUGUUGCCCACAUGAUUAUCCCAUUUGCAAUGUCCGACGUGGUACCUGCUCAAAGAGUAAGAACAGCCCAUUGGAAGUCAAUGCAAGCAAGAGGAUUCUUGCAACACCAACAAAGUUGAAGAGGAGCAGUGCCUAAGUUGAUGGUUUACACGAAAUCCGAUGUUACUUUCGUUCAUCGGAUUCGAUAUUUGUAAAUAUUGUUGAAGUAUUUCCUAUAUCACCAUUUGGAUUCCUGCUAUUUGAACAAUUUGCUAUUCUGGUUGCAAUCAUAAAUCUUGUUAUUGGAGUUGUUGUAUAGUACAUGUCAUUUGGUUUGAAAUUUGAUUCCAAGUUUCCAACUAUGUUGAUGAGAUGUGUUUUAUAAAUAGAUAUUUUAUCA
This is a messenger RNA of Helianthus annuus (common sunflower), 1673 nucleotides long. RefSeq names its product low-temperature-induced cysteine proteinase. Gene Ontology annotation, molecular function: cysteine-type endopeptidase activity. Bases 57 to 1430 code for a protein of 457 amino acids. NCBI's taxonomy places the organism in Eukaryota, Viridiplantae, Streptophyta, Magnoliopsida, Asterales, Asteraceae. The record is from RefSeq and is a predicted model, not a curated record. The transcript has 5 exons. Gene Ontology annotation, cellular component: lysosome.